Sphaeroforma arctica JP610 is the source of this 455-nucleotide messenger RNA. RefSeq lists its product as hypothetical. The transcript has 2 exons. The annotation marks the transcript as partial. Lineage: Eukaryota; Ichthyosporea; Ichthyophonida. The record is from RefSeq and is a predicted model, not a curated record.
ACGGCUAUGACAAUACCGUCGCUCCUACGGACGCGACGAUAGGACUGGUUAAACAAGGAGAUGACGAUAACACUGACUCAAAUAGCAGCUACACCUACAUUGACGGCUCAGCAACGUCGCAGCGUGCAGCGGGCAGUGACUCUGAAGGGGGUGGCGAAGAGACUGAAACGGGCUACUACGAUCAUGCAGAUGCCACCGAAGAUCCUGACCAGGCCCAGGCCCAGGCCCCAGCACCAACACAAACACAAAUAACCUAUACUAACACACGACGAACGUCGCAGGACACGAAUACGAACGGUAUGUCCAGUCUGUCUGUGGCAGAGGGCAAUGGUAGUGGGGCAGACGGCUACACUACGAUAGAUAAGAGUUCUGUGGACUCGGCUGGUGCGAGAGCGCCUGGUAGUGCUCCUACGGCCGCUGCGAGACCGCCAGGAGUUCAAAACAAGGCUGCAUAG